Messenger RNA from Colletotrichum acutatum, 780 nucleotides. RefSeq lists its product as uncharacterized. The transcript is spliced from 2 exons. The record is from RefSeq and is a predicted model, not a curated record. NCBI's taxonomy places the organism in Eukaryota, Fungi, Ascomycota, Sordariomycetes, Glomerellales, Glomerellaceae. The coding region runs from base 124 to 588 and encodes 154 amino acids.
CGCCAUAUACCCUUCGGGAGGUCUGCGGUAAGGGCUCUAGCCCGGCCGCCACGGCGUUAAAUACAACAACAACAACAACAACAACACCCUGUCUCUCAGAAACUAGGAAGGCAAUCAAGCACAAUGAGACUAUCAACUAUCAUCGCAGCCGUCGUCGGCCUCGCUGCCACCAGCGUCAACGCUCAAUGGUACCCAGCCCGCAACUGGACAAACUGCAUCGCCGCUACCGGUGGAAACGGCACCAAAGGCAUCAGAGAAGCCCACGCCUUCUUCAACGAGGCCUGGGGCCGUCCUCGCCUGCGUAUCCAGCACCAGUCGUCAUAUGCCGUCAUCUGCUACGGCCUCAUUUUCGGCAUCGUCAAUGACGACAAGACGGGCUGGUUCGAGGCGGCCAACGAUCGCGACAUAGCAGCUCUCGAAGACCCUGGAACGGCGAGUGAGUGCAAGUGGUACCCCAGGGCGCACGAACUCACGCAUUAUUACUUCUUUGGGAGGGAGAGGGAGUGGAUUAUGGAUAAUCGAGCCUAUAUUCGUCGGUGCAACGAGGUUGAAAGGCCUAUGGAGGGCACUCAAGUUAAUCAACCUUGAGAUUGCCGUGGAAGUUAGUAAUCAGUCUGAUUAUCCGGGGGAUGCAAUGUCCCAUAAGAAGUAAAGUCGACUGCCUACAUUCUAUGAGGUAGCCAACAAUAAUCAACCAGUCUUUAUCGCACGCCUAUUUUGAAGUUGAAUUUGAUUGUCCGAGGACGGGCUUGAACAGGACACAAUCUAGGUAUGAUGACA